UAUAUGUGUUGUUUUUUUCACAUACAUUGUUCUCGUGGUUUACGGAAAAGUAGGCCUAAAAUGUUAUAGUGUCUAAAAACAAUAUUCAGUUAAUGGAAUUACACUUUUUUCCAUUACUGCUUGCUUGAUAUUGCCCUAACAACUUUUUCAUGAAUCAAUUUUGAGCAUUAUGUUUACAACGUAGUUAUUAUAGCACGAAUUAUGAGUCUAAAAUGCCAAAUACUUGCAACUAUUAUGUUAAUCACUGAAAUCUUAGUGUACUAAUUGCUCGCUAUAAGCUAGGUUAUUGCGCCCCUAAACCAACGUACUGACAACGCUACCUCCCCGGAACUCAAACUUUAACAAUCCCUUCAGACCAAUUUGAACCAUAAUCCGAUCAAAUAUUCAAAUGGCGUGUCCAGUGGAAGAGCGACUGACAUAUUCUGAUAAAGUCAUCCUUGCACCUAUGGUCAGGAUUGGAACAUUGCCCACAAGACUGCUGGCUUUGGAUUAUGGAGCUGACAUAGUUUACUCUGAGGAAAUAAUUGACCAUAAGUUGCUUCAGUGCAAAAGAGUUGAAAAUGACUUGCUUGCAACAGUUGACUACGUCAUGAUCUGUGGAACUGUGGUAUUUCGGACCUGUUCCAAGGAGAAGGGGAAGGUGGUUCUGCAGAUGGGUACUUCGGACCCAGACAGAGCCUUGAAAGUGGCUAAACUUGUUGAAAAAGAUGUUGCUGGAAUCGAUGUGAAUAUGGGCUGCCCAAAGGAGUUUUCAAUCAAAGGAGGUAUGGGUGCUGCCUUGCUCACUCAGCCGGAGAAAGUACAAAAAAUUUUAACCACUCUGAUUCACGGUGUUUCCAUCCCUGUGACGUGCAAGAUUAGAAUACUCCCAGAGCUCGACGACACGUUAAAGUUGGUCAAGUUAAUUGAGAGUACUGGUGUCGCCGCCCUGGCUGUCCAUGGGAGACUGAAGGAGGAGAGACCUAGACACAGCAACAACAACGAGGCCAUCAGAGCGAUAGUCGACCACAUCAAAAUACCUGUGAUUGCGAAUGGAGGGUCAAAAGACACCAUCCAGGAGUAUAACAAUAUAGCUGUAUUCCGUCAAUCGACAAAUGCGUCAUCCGUCAUGAUCGCCAGAGCUGCUCAAUGGAAUGUAUCUGUAUUUAGAAAAGAAGGACUGCUCCCUGUUUUGGAUGUAAUAAAAGCAUACCUGAAAUAUUGCAUUGACUACUCAAGUGUACCGGGGAAUGCGAAAUAUAACAAGCAAAUCAUGCAUGAGAUGAUGGAGAGUGAGCUGGGACAGAAACUCUAUCCAGCCAUCACAAUGGCACAGAUCUGUGAGAUAUUUGAAAUGAGUGAUUAUCUGAAUCAAGUAGAAUCUGAGAGGCAGAAGAAGAAACGACACCUCUCUGAAGCUUGUGAAGAGUCUGACGGCGUUCCUAAGAAGAGGAAGUUAGAAGAUGGAAGUGAGGUUAUUGAGAUGCCAAUCUGGCUUCAUAAAAAACAUAUAAAAACAGGUACAAGUCCAAAGUUAAUUCUUCAUAUGUAUACCAGAGAACAAAGCCUCAGUCCUCCAACAUACAACACAACUUGCCGUUCUCCUGACCGAUUUCACAUCUCGACAGUAACGGUGGAUGGCAAGAAAUAUGCGACAACUUUAUGGAAUUCAUCUAAAAAGUGGGUAGAACAGGCAGCAGCUGCUGUGUGUCUACGCGUUCUCGGCCUGGACGAUGGGGUCAAUCACACACAGAUGUCGAAAUCAUCUCCUCAAAUAUAUCAAGAGAAGAAACAUUCAAUAACUAACUGUUCCAAGACUGUGAUUCCCAAGUCUGAUGAAGCAAGCGACAAUUGUAAAAGUGCAAAAAAUGUUCUUGAAAAAAAUUCUUCAGGAUCAGUUUCUGAUGAUAGUGUUGCUAUAAAUGGCAGUGCAGAGAAAGACAAUUGUACUACGAAAGUAGACUCCAGCUGAUGCUGGUCUCAAGAAUUACAGCGCAAUGUGCACUCUGUAAUAAUUGAUUUCUAGGAUCAUGAUGAUGAUCAUUGAUCUGGUAGGAACAAAGGGGGACCCCUAUAUUCAACCAUUUGGAGACGUUGGAAGGACAGGUGUGACUAGUUCGAGUAGUGUUGGUCAGCAUAUCAAAAAGAGAGCUUUUACAACCACAGGUUGACCAACAGCUACAUAUUGUGAUGACUUGUCUAUCGUGUGUGGAUUAGGAGCUGCAGUGGUGUAGUGGCUGGGGUCUCCGACUAGCAGUCAUGAGGUCCAUGGUCAGUCCCAACCUUUGUUUGUCUGCUGCAGGUGAAUCAUGGCCAAACGAUCGUGCAAAAGCUCACCAGUGGUCCACACUGUUACUGCAUUUAUCAGUGAGAUGUUUUUAUGGAAGAAAGUAAUAAAUAAUAUG
Lineus longissimus is the source of this 2384-nucleotide messenger RNA. Its product is annotated as tRNA-dihydrouridine(20) synthase [NAD(P)+]-like. Gene Ontology annotation, molecular function: tRNA dihydrouridine synthase activity; tRNA binding; flavin adenine dinucleotide binding. The record is from RefSeq and is a predicted model, not a curated record. Gene Ontology annotation, cellular component: cytoplasm. Gene Ontology annotation, biological process: tRNA dihydrouridine synthesis. NCBI's taxonomy places the organism in Eukaryota, Metazoa, Nemertea, Pilidiophora, Heteronemertea, Lineidae.